This is a messenger RNA of Gryllus bimaculatus (two-spotted cricket), 640 nucleotides long. NCBI's taxonomy places the organism in Eukaryota, Metazoa, Arthropoda, Insecta, Orthoptera, Gryllidae. The record is from the annotation of a GenBank genome assembly.
AUGGGUCGGAAAGUAAAAAGAGAAAGCACCGGCGCAGGUGCCGCGUCGGUGGCGCUGGGCCAUCCACAACUGGAGCAGGUAUCCGCCGUCCUCGCCGUUGUGGCGCUAGGAGCGUGCGUCAGCGCGGGUCACAUUGGCUACGGCUACAGCGCCGGCACGGGCCUCGGUGGCGGCUACGGCGGCGGCGCUGGCGCCGGCGGCGACGGCGGCUACGGAGGGGGCGACGGCGGCUACAGCGGCCAUGGAAGCCACCACGUCGAUUAUUAUGCGCACCCGCAGUACAAGUUCGACUACGCCGUGCACGAUCCCCAUACCGGUGAUGUGAAGAACCAGUGGGAGACUCGGGAUGGCGACGUGGUGAAGGGCGAGUACAGCCUGGUGGAGCCCGACGGCACCAUCCGCACCGUGGAGUACACCGCCGACAAGCACAACGGCUUCAACGCCGUCGUCAAGAAGUCGGGCCAUGCCAAGCACCCGUCUCCCGUCGUGCACCACGGCGGCUACGGAGGUGGCUUGGGCGGUGGCUACUACUAAGGCAGAUCCGACACUUAUCCUCACUGACCCCCUCACUUUUAUUUAUUUAUGUUACUUCUAUGUUUUGUUCUUUUUGUUUACGUUUUGUAAAUACGCUAAUAAAAAU